Linum tenue is the source of this 1548-nucleotide messenger RNA. NCBI's taxonomy places the organism in Eukaryota, Viridiplantae, Streptophyta, Magnoliopsida, Malpighiales, Linaceae. The record is from the annotation of a GenBank genome assembly.
AUGGAUACCUUGUUCAGAUUAGUCAGUCUCCAACAAUACCACCACCACCAUCAUCAGGAGGAGGAGGAGCUGCAAGAAUUCCAGCAAUCCGAUCACUCUUUCAACUCAGCCAGCUUAACCACUUCCACCAGCUCCCACUCCCACUCCAAUUCCGCCCCACCACCACCACAACAAUACCACCACCACCCUAAUUCCUUCUACCAAACCCACCAAUCCGACGUCGCACAAGAAUGCUUCAACAUCUUCAUGGAUGAAGACGACUUCUCCUCCUCCUCCUCCAAACACACCCCCAACCCCAACCCCACUAAUUACUAUCCUACCCCUACCCCUACCCCGGACUUCUACCCUCCGCCGCCGCCGCCGGCCCAACACCUCGCGCCCCAGCAGGAGUUCGACUUCACCAGGCCAUGGGCCUCCGACGUCCUCCUCGAGGCCGCCCGGGCCGCGGCCCAACACGACACCACCCGCCUCCAGCACCUGAUGUGGAUCCUCAACGAGCUAGCCUCCCCAUACGGCGACGCCGACCAGAAGCUGGCCUCUUACUUCCUCCAGGCCCUAUUCGCCCGCAUGACCGAGUCCGGCCCAAGAUCCCUCCGCAGCCUCUCCGCCGCCUCCGACCGCUCCUGCUCCUUCGACUCCACCCGCAAGCUCCUCCUCCGCUUCCAGGACGCCAGCCCCUGGACCACCUUCGGACACGUGGCGGCCAACGGCGCCAUCCUCGAGGCACUCGACGGCAACCCCAGGAUCCACAUCGUUGACUUGAGCAGCACGUUUUGCACCCAGUGGCCCACGCUGCUGGAGUCCCUCGCCACCCGCUCCGACGACGCGCCCCACCUCCGCCUCACCACCGUCCUCGGCGGAGCUUCCUCCUCCUCCCGGGUCAUGAAGGAGAUCGGCGGCCGGAUGGAGAAGUUCGCCAGGCUGAUGGGGGUGCCGUUCAAGUUCAACGUCGUCCACCACUCCGGCGACAUGUCGGCCCUCGAUUUCGAUGGUUUGGGGGUGGAGGACGGCGAGGCGCUGGCGAUCAACUGCGUCGGGUCCUUGCACUCCGUGUCGCCGGCGGCAAGCCGGCGGGAGUACGUGGUGUCGAGGUUCCGGCAGCUGCGGCCGAGGGUCGUGACGGUGGUGGAGGAGGAGGCGGACCUCGACGCCGGGGAUUUCGUCCGGGGGUUCGAGGAGUGCCUGCGGUGGUUUAGGGUUUACUUCGAGUGUCUGGAGGAGAGCUUUCCCAAGACGAGCAACGAGCGGCUGAUGCUGGAGAGAGGGGCCGGGAGGGCGAUUCUGGACCUGGUGGCGUGCCCGGCGGCGGAGUCGACGGAGCGGAGGGAGACGGCGGAGAGGUGGUCGGGGAGGUUGAGAGGGAGUGGGUUUUGUCCGGUCGGGUUCAGCGAGGAGGUGAGCGACGACGUGAAGGCGUUGCUGAGGAGGUACAAGGAAGGUUGGUCGAUGCGGCAGAACGGCGGCGGCGGGGAGGGCGCCGGGAUGUUCUUGUGCUGGAAGGAGCAGCCGGUGGUUUGGGCGAGUGCAUGGAGACCGAUUGAUGAUUGA